This is a messenger RNA of Hevea brasiliensis (rubber tree), 1578 nucleotides long. RefSeq lists its product as uncharacterized. The transcript has a single exon. The record is from RefSeq and is a predicted model, not a curated record. The coding region runs from base 234 to 929 and encodes 231 amino acids. Lineage: Eukaryota; Viridiplantae; Streptophyta; Magnoliopsida; Malpighiales; Euphorbiaceae. Gene Ontology annotation, biological process: root development; shoot system development.
UUGGUCCCAUAGCUACUCUGUUACAAGUCCCAAAUCCCUACAGAAAAAGAUCUGAGAUCUGAAUCAGGAUAAGCUGUCUGAUAAUUUUCUAUAAGUUUUGUACGUUUCAUGUGUACAUAAUCGUUUUUCCUUUCUUCUAUAAAAUCCACUAGUUAGUCCUAGCCUCUACUGCCUAUUACGUACCCCUCCUAAAUAAGACCCUAGUUCUUCAGAAUUCUUCAACCCAAAAAAGAAUGUCAUUCCCUAAUUUCAACGCUCUCAGAAAUUUGCACAACUCUGCUAACGACCUCCUCCACUCCCCAGAAAUUCAACAAGUUCUUGUCCACCAAAAGCAAGAAAUUUGGGUUCAUCAAGUCUCCGAGGCAUCUCUAACAAUGUUGGACGUCUGUAGCAUUUCUAAGGAUGUUCUUUUGCUCGUCAAAGAACAUCUUCUAGACGUACAAUUCACUUUGCGCAGGAAAAUUUUUAGCCACCAGCUAAAUAUUAAUGCCAAGAUUGCUGCCUAUAAUCACUAUAGAAAGAAGCUAAAAAAAGCGACAUUGAAAUGUCUUCGGUCACUGAAGGGAAUGAAGAACAAAUCACCAGUUGUAACUUCAGAUAUCUCAACCACGGAUCACAAACUCACUGUUGUUGUGGAAGUACUUAAAGAAGUGCUAGUGAUCACCAUCUCCACUGUUGAGUCCUUAUUGUCUCUCAUUUCCAUACCAUGGUUGGAUCAGAAAUCGACAAAAGGGUCUUUCAGGUCCAAGUUCUUUAGCUCAGGUGGCAGGAAGCUCUAUGAAAUUUGUGACGAAACCGCACUUCAAAGUGCAAAGAAGAGACUAGAGGCAGUGGAGAUUGCGAUUGAGGAUCUUGAAGCGGAAUUAGAUUGCAUCUUUAGACGUUUGAUCCAGACUAGGUCUUCGCUUCUUAAUAUACUUACCAAUUAGGAUAUAAAAAGCCUAAGUUUUCAUCAAUCAACUUUAGUUCAAUAGUACUGUAGAGCUUAAUCAAAUUCAUGAGUUCGAAUCUCCAUAACUUAGACUGAUAUUGUAUUUAUUCUUUCUAAUAAAAUAUAUGUUUUCAUUAUUACAAGGCAUUGCUUUGCCAAGGGUGAUCACUCACUGCUCCCUAAAAAUUAAUUAAGUUAAUUUGACAUAACUUUUCAUUCUCAUUAAUUUAAUUUUUAUCAUGUUUAGCCAAUUUUAUUGUAUUUAUUAUUUCUAAUAAAAUAUCAAGGUAUCAUUUGUGUUUAUUAAUUCUCGAAGCAUUAUGUAACUUACCUCUAAUUAUCAAGGGGAAAAUUGCCCAAAAGUAUUGAUUUAUUAGAAAAUUCACUGCGUGUGUGUUAGUAUAUGCCAUUACUUUUAAAAAUUUAUGGCAAUAAAUGCAUUAUAAAUCGAAUAUAUCAUCCUGAUGAUUUUGAGGAAAUCAAUUUAAUAUGCAAAUGUCAUGAAAAUCAAUAAAAAAAAAUCUCCCCUAAAAAAAAUUCAGUCAGAAAUUGAUAUUUUCAUUUUUCAUGAUAUGUCAUUGUAUAAGAAAAUCAGAUUUAAAUAAGAAUUUUCCAUAUAUUAUUACUUAAUUCAAAUCUAGUAGGUG